AUGCCUCCUGUUGCUGGACAACACAAGGUUCUUGGCUUUGUCUCACAAUCGAAUCGUGAGACAGACUGCAAGGUAUUUCGGGAUAUCACUCAAGCAGAUUACGAUUAUAUAUCUCGCAAGAUUGAAGACUGCCCUGCAAAACCAAGGUUAGAAUACAACUGCGAUACCCGUACCCUUGUUGUCGAGAUGCCUUCCCCCGUACACGAGGCCAUUAUCAAGGUUAUCAGCAAAGGAUUGGAACGCCUAGACCAGAUUCUGCAGGAAUACAUCACCGGGGAUCUAUUGUCCUUGGACACCCACACUAACUUAACGAUCGACGGGGACUCAGUGAAAUGCAUCCCCGAUAUCCUCCACAUGUCAAGAGCUGACCUAAUACAGCGCCUCAGAGACAGGGUCAAGGCAUUCCCGGAUGUCGGAUUGCUCUUCAUGGCUGAAGUCCAGGAACGGAUCCCCUACAGCGCACCCGCACACUCGAGUCAUGCGUGGCAAAAGCUACAAAAAGAGGAGGAAGUUCGUUCCUACACCACCUUCCUUUCCAACCGCACCGGGCCAAGAUUGCUCAAUAGACCCGCCGGGAUUAAGGUUGAACGGCACAUCUGGCAUGCGAUGUCAAGCGUGCAUCUUCAGGUCUGGGUGCAAGACUGUGACAGGCGAAUCGACAUAGACACGCAGAAUCCAGACCUCACGACACGUGGCGAAUUAUUUCCGAACACUUCAAUGGGCAAUGUCACGCUCAUGAUAGAAAAGGGACUGUCCCGAAUGAGGGACCGGUAUGCGCAAUUAUCACAACAGGUUAGCCCAAAUGUCGAUAUUUCGGCUCUGAUGCACGUGUCUGUCACUCUCCCUUUUGGAUGGGAUGAGAUGCUUUCUAAGCUUGCCCUUGCAAGCAUGUCGAUGGCCUACGAUCGGUACAGAAGUUGGUAUAGUACGGUGGCAACUAGUAGAAGGGGUGUCAAGUGCAAGGCAGCUGAAGCAUUCGAUGCAGGAGCCAAGCGCACGACAGAUGAAGCAUUCAAUUCUGGACCAUUGAGGAACACACGUUCACGCACGCGUGCUCGCACUGCCGCUGUACUUGUCCGGGGCCAGAGCUUGCCGUAA
Suillus bovinus is the source of this 1098-nucleotide messenger RNA. RefSeq lists its product as uncharacterized. Bases 1 to 1098 code for a protein of 365 amino acids. Lineage: Eukaryota; Fungi; Basidiomycota; Agaricomycetes; Boletales; Suillaceae. The transcript has 5 exons. The record is from RefSeq and is a predicted model, not a curated record.